Molecule: messenger RNA, 1503 nt
Organism: Vitis riparia (riverbank grape)
Lineage: Eukaryota; Viridiplantae; Streptophyta; Magnoliopsida; Vitales; Vitaceae
Product: F-box/LRR-repeat protein At5g38396-like
Exons: 4
Coding region: 33-1496 (487 amino acids)
Molecular function (GO): protein binding
Source: RefSeq, a predicted model, not a curated record
CUUUGAUUUCUUAGAGAAACUGAGUUCCCCCAAUGGCCGGCAUACAGAGGAAGAAGAAGAGGGCAAGACGAAGACGUACAGGAGACGAGUACAUAUCCGAUGACGGUGAUUAUGGGGAGGACCUGCUUAGCGAGUUGCCGGAUGAAAUUCUUAUUUCAAUACUAUCUCGCCUAACCCUAAGGGAAGCUGCGGCUACCAGUGUUCUCUCACAGCGAUGGAGGUACUUGUGGACAUAUACUUCACGUCUCAACUUCGAUUCAGUAGUUAACAAAAUUGUCAGACGGUCGCAUUCCUUCGCCCUUUCGACUGCUGCAGGGCGGCGGCGGCGGCGGCGGCGCAAAUAUAUUAAAUGGGUUCACAAGGUCUUGGCAAAGUAUAGAGGCGGCCGAAACUUAGAUGAAUUCAGGGUUUGUUUUGAUUUGUCUAAGAGAUCUCGUUCUGAUAUCGACAAAUGGUUUGAGUUUGCAAUGUCAAAGAAUGUCAAAAACCUUGAGUUCGACUUCUUAAGGUGUUCUUCUCGGAAUCAGGAUCGGGAUCGCUGGUUCGUCAUGUUAAGUUAUUUUCAGAAUUUCUAUAAAUUCCCGCAUCGAAUUUUGGGAGUGAGGGAAGCACGGGAUCCUAAUUGUAUGUUUGUUGGCUUUAAGUCCCUUAAAACUUUGUCAUUGAAGUCCAUAAAUGUGAGCAGCGAAGCUGUUGAGUAUUUCUUAUCAAACUGCCCUCUUCUCGAACGGCUAUCUGUGCAUGGCAGCGAAAGUUUGGUUAAUUUAAGGGUUGCUGGCCCAUCCAUCAUGCUGAGGCACUUGGAGAUAGUCAAGUGUUCCUCUAUCCAAACCAUUGAGAUAUGUGACACAAACCUCGUUUCCUUUACCUAUUGGGGAGAAAGGGGGGGAGAUCUGCUGCCAAACAAUAUGCAUAUUAAGAAUUCACCUCUCCUCGUUGAGGUAUUGGCUGGUGUUAGAAGAUUAGGGUCUGCAAAGAAUAUGCUUUUGAGGCUUUCAUCUUGUGUUCAUCAGCUGCAGAUUCUUCAAUUGACAGUCGAUCAUUUUCAUCCGGAACGAUCAAGAGCCUAUUUGCUUCCAAAAUUAAGAAACCUCAAGCAAUUAAAAUUAACUGUCUUUGUUGGGUGCCCUGAUAAUUGUCUCCUUGGAUUUGUUGCAAUGCUGAAGAAGUGUCCUCACUUAGAGAGUUUUGUGUUGCAGUUAAAAUGGCGAACUCAAAUCAUACCAGUCGCAAAAAGAUAUGCCAAGGCAUUGAUCCAAUAUUCCCAUCAACACCUGAAACUGGUGAAAAUUGUUGGUUUUAAUGAUUGUAGCAGUGCUUGUGAGCUAGUCAUGCAGAUUAUUGAAAAUGCUAUUGCACUCGAGAAAAUUAUCAUUGAUACAAGCCAAGGACAUAGGAGGAGGGGACCAUGGUUGAAGAGACAACUAGCUGCAAGAACAAGAGCUGAGCAAUUGAAAUCACAUGUACCUCCGAGCCUGGAAUAUAUAGUACUUUAAAUCUUAA